This is a messenger RNA of Scaptodrosophila lebanonensis, 1301 nucleotides long. Its product is annotated as sugar transporter SWEET1. Gene Ontology annotation, cellular component: membrane. The record is from RefSeq and is a predicted model, not a curated record. Gene Ontology annotation, biological process: carbohydrate transport. Gene Ontology annotation, molecular function: sugar transmembrane transporter activity. The coding region runs from base 315 to 1010 and encodes 231 amino acids. Lineage: Eukaryota; Metazoa; Arthropoda; Insecta; Diptera; Drosophilidae. The transcript has 3 exons.
GCCGUUUGUACCGCCGAUUCUCGUCCGUUGGUGGUCGUUAAGUUUUUUGUUUUCGUUUAUUGUUGUUGUUGUUGCCCAGCAGUUUUAUUGCUUUUGUUGUUAUAAUAUAGUAGCUGUUGAUUUGAUUUCUAGUCCACAUCUAAAUGCAGUGAUCAACAGUGCGCCAGUGAGAACACACUAAGAACCAUUUAAAAUUAAACUCCCGCACACCCCACCACCCCCGCGAUACAUAUUUAAAACAAGUUUUGAGCUUGCGCCGGAGUUCAAAACAAAAACAAACCAACCUCACACAUACACACAUCCGAGUGGAGAAUAUGGAGGCGCUAGGCGAUAUAUUGGCACCCUACAGCGAUACGAUUGCCAAGGUUGCCGGCACCAUAACGUGCCUGCAAUUCUUAUCCGGCGUCGUCUUGAUGAAUGACAUCAGAAAGAAGGGAAGCAGCGACAUAUAUCCAGUGGGUCCAUUCCUGGGCGGUAUUGUACUCACCGUGCUGAGCUUAAAGGUCGGCCAGCUGAUGGGAGAUCAGGCGAUGAUCAAAGUGAAUAUCAUUGGAUUCGCCAUCAAUGUUGUCUUCAUGGUCGGUUUCUAUUACUACGCCUCGAACGAGAAUAAGACUAAAAUUUGGGCCAAGAUCGGUUACGUCUCGCUCUUCCUGAUGGCCUGCAUAGCGUACUCGAACUACGAGGAUCCCAAAAAGGUGGAAUUCCGUUUGGGAAUGCUAAUUACUGGCAUUCUCGUGUGGCUCGUUGGCUCUCCGCUGCUGCAUCUGGGCAAGAUCAUUGAGGCGAAGAGUACCGAAGGCAUGCCAUUCCCGAUUAUUUUGUCGGGUAACCUUGUCGCAGCAUCCUGGAUGAUCUACGGCCUGUCCAUACGCAACACUGUGGUCGUGUUCCAGAACUUAUUCCUUCUGAUUUUGGGCGGCAUUCAACUGUCGUUGUUCGCCAUCUAUCCGAACACGCCUGCCAAAAAGCCGGCCGCCAAGAAGCCAGUCAGUAAGAAGAACGACUAAGGAAGGGAAACAAGCAGAACAAAAUUAUAGAAAAAAAAUCAACACUGAGAUCGCUUUAUUUCGAGGAUUGAGAAGAGGCAUUUUUUUCUAGAGAAAACGCGCUUUUUCAGUUCUUCAGCGAGCAGUACCAGAGUGCCCCGCCCAGUUGGCGCCCGCUAGCUAUAAAUUUUAUUACAAUUAAUAUAAUAACAACUAAUAUAUAUAUUGUGCUACUAUUUGCAAUUUUGACAAUAAUUCAAAUCUUCCAGAUAUUUACAUUUCACAAAAUAAAAACGAACGAAUCUGAUCUGA